CGCUGGAAUUGACUUGCCACGCCCCAAACGCGUCUUGUACCGAAUAUCGCAGGAUAAUACCCCCCGAAAUAAAAUCAAAUCAAAAAAUCUUUAAAGAAUGUACAAAUUCGUGUGUGUCUUGUGCUCAGCUCUGCUGUUGACCUAUGUCUUGGCACGUCCCCAGGAUGCUCGUGGUGGAUCCAUAACCACAACAACCACGGCGGCCAGCAUUAUCCAGCAGGAUAAUGUGAAUAAUGCUGACGGCAGCUUCAACAGCAGCUACGAGACAUCGAAUGGCAUUCGAGUGGAGAAUAUUGGCUAUUUGAAGAAGAUCAUCAUACCGAAAACGGAGACUGUCGAUGGCCAAGUGAUUGAUGAGCACGAGGAGCUGGUGCUGGUCCAGACAGGAUCCUACAGCUACAGUGAUCCCGAGGGCAAUAUCAUUACACUGCGCUAUGUGGCCGAUGAGAAUGGUUUCCAGCCGGAGGGAGAUCAUCUGCCCGUUGCGCCGCAAUAAAUAAAGCUUUUUGCCCUCAGGGCGUAUGUGUAAUUAAGUAAUUAACGUUAAGUUGUAUGUGUAUCGUAUUACGUAUACGAUAUGUCGUAUCUUAAUUAUAUUGUAUAAAGUAUUACGUACUGGAAAUAGCACAGCACUGCCCCUAUGCCAUACCAAUUGUACGACGGGUUGCAAACACUCUGUUCUUAUGCCAUUUGGCACCUAUACACACCUACACACACCUAAACACACACACACACACAUCUGCACACCCGAAAAUUAAAGAAGCCAAGACAUAAUAAAUAAAUGAAUAAAUAUUGAACAAUUAA
This is a messenger RNA of Drosophila innubila, 804 nucleotides long. RefSeq names its product endocuticle structural glycoprotein SgAbd-4 (gene Cpr49Ag). Gene Ontology annotation, cellular component: chitin-based extracellular matrix. NCBI's taxonomy places the organism in Eukaryota, Metazoa, Arthropoda, Insecta, Diptera, Drosophilidae. The transcript has 2 exons. Gene Ontology annotation, molecular function: structural constituent of chitin-based larval cuticle. The record is from RefSeq and is a predicted model, not a curated record. The coding region runs from base 98 to 496 and encodes 132 amino acids.